GCGUGACGAGGAAGAGAGAGGUGUUAAAAGAGUUGAGUCUAUAUUAGCGCCCCUCUCUUUCUCCGCCAGGGAGGUUCGGAGACACCACCACAAUUUUCGGUGGCUCCAUUGAUUUUACAUUUCUCCUAAAAAAUGCCGCUAUUCUCCAAUUCUUCCACCAGCUUCACCGCCACCGCCACCGCCACCGCCACCGCCUCGGUUAACUCCGAUCCGAAUACGAGGUUUCUCUCCAAUUCACGCUUCAAUUCCAAGCCUACACCUCGCAUUCUUCCCCUCCCUCAGAAUGAGAAAUUCAACGUCUCUCGAUUGGCUCUUAGUCACUCUAGCCGUGCAGUUGCUAAAACUAGAACCAUAUCAAAUGCAUUAGUGCGCGAUACUGUUGGACAAAAGGAAGAUGUGGCUAGCUCCUCCAGUAUUUUGGCAUAUGAUUUGAUUCAAGGAGCACUUGUGAGGUGGAGUUCUGUUAUGGACAAAUCUUUACCUGAUCCACCAACAGCUGUCUUUCUGCAUGGGAUCCUUGGGUCCAGGAAAAACUGGGGAACUUUUGUAAAGAGAUUGGCAAGAGAGUUUCCUAUGUGGCAGUUUCUUUUAGUAGACUUGCGAUGUCAUGGCGAUUCAGCAUCAAUCAAGAAGAGAGGUCACCAUACUGUUGCCUCUGCUGCUCUAGAUGUACUGAAACUGGUUCGAGAACUAAGAAUUACACCUCGUGUGUUAGUUGGUCAUAGUUUUGGUGGAAAAGUUGUUUUGAGCAUGGUGGACCAAGCUGCAAAACCCCUUGCUCGGCCAGUCAGAGCUUGGAUUCUAGAUGCAACCCCUGGAAAAGUUCGUGCAGGUGGGGACGGAGAAGACCACCCAGCAGAACUCAUAUCCCUAUUAAGUAAACUGCCAAAGGAGAUCUCUUCAAAGAAGGAUGUUGUCAAGGCUCUUCUUCAACAAGGAUUUUCCAAUGAUGUAACACAGUGGGUUGUGACCAACCUACGACCUACCAGCUCUCCUAAUUCACGCUUCUCAUGGGUGUUUGACCUCAGGGGGAUAGCAGAAAUGUAUCAAUCCUAUGAAGAAACAAAUUUGUGGAAAAUUGUUGAAGAUGUACCUCGUGGUGUGCAUAUAAACUUUUUGAAAGCAGAGAGGAGCUUACACAGAUGGGCUCUUGAAGAUCUUCAGCGAAUCCAUGUUGCUGAGGAGAUUGCUUCUGAGGAAGGAGGUGGAGUUGAAAUGCAUGUCCUUGAAGAUGCUGGUCACUGGGUACAUGCUGAUAACCCAGAUGGACUCUUCAGGAUACUAUCACCCUCUUUCCAGGGAAGCAAGACGUGACUUUACGAACUAAUUAUUGUGCAGGCAACAUCAAUUACUAGUUGUACAGUCAAUCUUUCUAAUAAGAUUGAUGCAGGUGAAAUCAGUCUCAGCUUUUGUAACUUCUUCGGUUGUAUUGGUUUCUAUCUGCACCUUGAGAAGUCUUCCGUGCAAUAAUUUUUUGAAGAAAAUGGGUAGAAACGUGUUUCUUUCUGGUCGGUCUUCAUACUCUUUAUGAUUGGUAUAUUUUUUAUAAAAAAUUAAUUUAAUUGUCUUGUAGAUUAAAAAGAUAUCUUCCUAGAGUGUGAAGAAAAGUACUAUUAGCAUUCCUCUUUCUUGAAUGGUUGUAGUUGGAAUUAACUGGUUUUCAUCAAAGAUGGAAUGUUAGUGGUUAUAUA
This is a messenger RNA of Cicer arietinum (chickpea), 1691 nucleotides long. RefSeq lists its product as uncharacterized. NCBI's taxonomy places the organism in Eukaryota, Viridiplantae, Streptophyta, Magnoliopsida, Fabales, Fabaceae. The record is from RefSeq and is a predicted model, not a curated record.